Molecule: messenger RNA, 1469 nt
Organism: Coccinella septempunctata (seven-spotted ladybird)
Lineage: Eukaryota; Metazoa; Arthropoda; Insecta; Coleoptera; Coccinellidae
Product: juvenile hormone epoxide hydrolase 1-like
Exons: 5
Coding region: 51-1433 (460 amino acids)
Biological process (GO): epoxide metabolic process
Molecular function (GO): epoxide hydrolase activity
Source: RefSeq, a predicted model, not a curated record
AAAUAUAUUGAACAGUGUGGCUGAUGAUUUAUUUCAAAUGAUACUCAGCUAUGGGAAAGUUGUCUAUUUUUUUCAGUUCGGUAUUAUGCUUGACAAUUGGAUUAGGUAUUUUUCGAAUCUACUCGAUUCUGAUAUAUGAACCGCCUUUACCUGAAGUGAAAAACGAAUGGUGGGGAGAAUACAAUUCUAAAAUUGACGAGAAUGUAUAUCCGUUCAGAAUAAAUAUCUCAGAUACGGUACUGGAGGACCUUCGCAUCAGACUAAAGAAUACGAAAAGUUCCUUCGCCACGCUUCAUAAUACUUUCCAAACCUAUGGAACUUCCUCAGCACUCCUAUCUAAAUUCAAAAAUUUCUGGUUGGAUGAGUACGAUUGGAGGAAAAGAGAGAAAUUCCUCAAUAAGUUUCCCCAAUACAAAACCAACAUCCAGGGAUUAAACAUUCACUAUCUUCAUGUAAAACCUAAGGACCAUGUAGGAUUGAAAGUUUUCCCACUUUUACUGAUUCAUGGCUGGCCUGGAUCGGUCAGAGAAUUUUACGAUAUCAUUCCUUUACUCACAACGCCUCAGAAGGGUAGAGAUUUUGUAUUCGAAGUUGUUGCCCCAUCAUUGCCAGGUUUUGGAUUUUCUGAUUCGGCAAUCCGUCCAGGCCUUGGAGUCGUCCAGAUGGGGGUGAUCCUGAAGAACCUAAUGGGGCGUCUGAAUCACGACAAAUUCUUCGUACAAGGGGGAGAUUGGGGUGCAAUAAUGGCGCCCCAUAUAUCCAUUCUAUUCCCGGAAAACGUGAUUGGGAUGCAUUCAAAUAUGUGUGCGUCCAUCAGACCCAUUUCUAUACUGAAAAGAUUGCUGUACAGUCUGUAUCCGUCGCUGAUUGUUAAAAAGGAAUAUGAACACUUGGUUUAUCCCCUAUCCGGGUAUUUCGCAGGGUUUCUCGAGGAGAUGGGAUAUUUUCAUAUUCAAACUACGAAGCCCGAUACCAUUGGUACAGCUCUAUCGGAUUCUCCUUCGGGUCUUGCAGCUUACAUCCUGGAAAAAUUCGUGAGUUGGACGAAUCCAAAUUGGAAACUGUUAGAGGAUGGGGGUCUCACCGAAAAGUACAAAAUGGAAGAUCUACUGGACAACAUAAUGAUUUACUGGGUGACAAACUCGAUAACCACCUCGAUGAGGAUAUAUGCUGAAAGUUACAAUACGAAUAAGAUCACCUGGGAUUUGGAGAGGAAACAGGUACCAGUGCCAGCGGCGUGUGCAAGGUUCGCCUAUGACUUAGAGUGGAAUCCUGAGGCUCUAAUCGAGGACAAAUUUCCCAAAUUGAUCCAAGUGAAUGAUUUCAACGGAGGACACUUUGCUGCCUUCGAAAAACCUAACGUUCUUGCCCGAGACAUUUUCGAUUUUGUUCAAAAGGUGGCAUCGAUGAAGGAUGAAGUUCCUCACCAUUAAAUGUUUCACAGGAAUAAGAAACCAACUUCUUUAUGA